This is a messenger RNA of Cinclus cinclus, 15123 nucleotides long. RefSeq names its product StAR related lipid transfer domain containing 9 (gene STARD9). The transcript is spliced from 33 exons. Gene Ontology annotation, biological process: microtubule-based movement. Gene Ontology annotation, molecular function: ATP binding; microtubule motor activity; microtubule binding. NCBI's taxonomy places the organism in Eukaryota, Metazoa, Chordata, Aves, Passeriformes, Cinclidae. The coding region runs from base 1 to 15123 and encodes 5040 amino acids. The record is from RefSeq and is a predicted model, not a curated record.
AUGUGUUCUCUUUCCAGAGAGAGAGCAGAAGGAGGGAGAGUGAUUGUAGAAGUUGAUGACAAAGUGGCAAAAGUCAGAAAUAUAAAGGUUGACAGUAGACUUGAUAGCAGUUGGGACUCCAGAGAAAAAACUGUGGCCUUCAGCUUUGACUACUGCUACUGGUCAGUUGAUCCUGAAGAUCCAAAGUAUGCAUCUCAGGAAAUGGUGUUCCAGGACCUUGGCACUUCUGUGUUGUCUGGUGCAUUUAGAGGAUACAACAUCUGCCUCUUUGCAUAUGGACAGACAGGUUCAGGAAAAACUUACACAAUGAUGGGAACACCUGCAUCCAUUGGGCUGACACCUCGUAUAUGUGAGGGCCUCUUUUCAAGGAAGGAUGAUUACUCAGACCAGAUGGCAUCGUGCAGGGUAAAGGUCAGCUUUCUUGAAAUCUACAAUGAGCGUGUCCGAGACUUGCUGAAACAUUCAGACCAAAAGAAACCUUACACACUUCGAGUUCGAGAGCACCCUGAAACAGGACCAUAUGUACAAGGUUUGACUCAGCAUUUAGUUACAGACUACAAGCAAGUUGUAAAACUUCUAGAAGAAGGAAUAGCUAAAAGAAUCACAGCAGCUACACAUAUUCACAAUGCCAGCAGCAGAUCCCAUGCUAUCUUCACUAUCCACUACACUCAGGCUAUAUUGGAGAACAAUCUUCCCUCUGAAAUUGCAAGCAAGAUCAACUUAGUGGACCUUGCAGGCAGUGAAAGAGCUGAUCCCAGUUACUGUAAAGAUAGAAUUACAGAAGGUGCCAAUAUUAACAAGUCAUUAGUUACACUUGGAAUUGUCAUAUCCACUUUAGCACAAAAUUCUCAGAUGUUCAGCAGCUGCCAGAGCAUUAACAGCGUGACGAGUGAGGGGGAGAGCAGCCGUGUGGACAGCAGCAGCAGUGGGAGCAGGCGGCCGGCUUACAUCCCCUACCGUGACUCCAUCCUCACCUGGCUGCUGAAGGACAGCCUGGGGGGCAACUCCAGGACCAUUAUGAUAGCCACUAUCUCACCUGCCAGCUCCAGCUACAAUGAGACCAUGAGUACCUUGAGAUAUGCUGCAAAUGCCAAAAAUAUUAUUAACAAGCCCAGAGUAAAUGAGGAUGCAAAUGUGAAACUGAUCAGAGAACUGAGAGAAGAAAUUGAUAGGUUGAAAGCUAUGCUGAUGAGCUUUGAACUGAGAAAUUCCAGUCCCUCUUGGAGUGAUGACAGGGAUGGCAAUCUGACCGAGCUGGUCCUUCAGAAUGAAAUGAAGAUUGAGCAAUUGACCAAAGACUGGACAAAUAAGUGGACAGACAGGAAAGCCAUCAUGAAAGAAUACAGUGUGGACAUCAACAAAGAAAAAGCUGGAGUAACAAUAGAUUCUAAUUUACCUCAUCUAAUGGCCAUGGAUGAUGAUAUCCUCAGCACGGGAGUGGUGCUGUACCAUCUCAGGGAAGGAACAACCAAAAUUGGAAGAAGUGACGCGGACCAAGAUCAAGACAUUGUUUUGCAGGGACAGUGGAUUGAGAGGAAUCACUGUUUGAUAGAGAACCACUGUGGGGUUGUGACACUGCGGCCGGUCCCAGGCGCGCGCUGCUCUGUCAACGGGUGUGAAGUGUCUGGAUCCUGUCGUCUGUCACAAGGGGCCCUUGUUGUUCUUGGCAAAUCUCAUAAGUUUAGAUUCAAUCACCCAGCAGAAGCUGCUGUCUUAAGACUAAGAAGAUCGAUUAAUGAAACUCCACGCUCUCUGAGCUGUGGAGCUUUGGACUGGCUCAAUUUGGAUGGAAGUUCAAUCAGUUCUCCACACUAUAUCCUUUCUUCUCUCUACAAUCAAAAAUGUAGAAACUGUGAAGAAAACAAAUGUUCUCUUGAACCAAGCAGAGAAAUAGAUGCUGUGCAUGAAGAGUACAAGCAGAAACUGAGAGACCAGGAAGCUUUCCACAGAAAACAAAUUCAACGACAGCAGCUCUUUGUUGAGGAUUUAAAGCAGCAGAUUCUGAAAGGACAGAUCAAAGCAGAGGAGGAACUAGAAAAUGACCAGGCACUCAUCAACCAGCAAAUCCAAGAAAAUCAGCAGUGGCUUAUAAAUGAGAAUAAACGUCUGUCUGCUCUUCAGCAGCAGCAGAGGGAGUUUGCAGUGCAAACAGAGUCUACACUGUGUGCAGAGGCUGAGGUGCAGAGCACUACUGGGCUGGAAACCUGCCUUUCUCUGCUACAGCAGAACAAGAAGAGACUGGUGCAGCUGGAGCUCCUGCAAAGGUACUCCUUAAAAAAGGCUGAAAGAAACAUAAGAAGGAAAAAGGUCAAGUUCCGGCUCGAAAGGAUAGUCAAGAAGCAGAAGCUACUGGAAGCCAAGCAAAACCUAGAGCAGCUGGAAGCUAGGUGCUGGCUCAGUGAAGAGUGUAUGAAAGAACCCCAAGUCCUAAGUGACAAUAUUUCUGUACAGUCCUCUUUGGAUCACCACUUGCAAAAGAGACAGAAAUCGUUGGGUUUGAGCUCCUUGCAGCACAGACAUUUGUUCUGUAACUUGUACCUGCCCCAAGGACCCAGCUGUUUUUCGAAGAGGGAUUCUGCCUCAAAGUUAUCUACCUCACCAAAUACUGAUCAACAUUGUAAAGGUACAACAGGGACAUUGUCACAUGUAGAAUACCUUUACAGAAGUGGUAAAGACAUUUCUGGAAGUGAUGACCUUAAUGAUGAAAAGCCUUUUCAAUCCUCCUUCUCAAUCCAGAGGCAGCUAACUGAAAAACAAAAAACAUCUUCAAUUGAAAAUAAAAAAGGAGCAGAGAAAGACUCUAAUGAUUCAGCUAUCAUGGCUUAUAUCAAUAAAAAUUGCAAAAAAAUUGAAAAGUUGGAUGACAGCCCAGGGCAAGCUGGAUCUCAAAACCAGACCUCUAAAGGUUCCUCUCCUGAUCUUUUUAAGGAGAAAGAUGAGCCUAAAACCUUUAUUGCAGGGAGAAGAAUGACAAAAUCAAAGGUGCUAGGAGAUUUAAGUCAGCCUGCCAGUAGCAAUGUAGCACAAAAUAGAGCUCAGGUAUCCAAUAAAAAGAUUAGAAUGGAUAUCAAUGGAAAAGGCCACAGGUCUUCUCCAGAAAACUUUCCUAAACAAAUGAAAAAAACAGUGUAUGGAAACCCACCAUCACUGCAUCUAAACCAAACAGUCAAGAACUGGAAGACAGAGGAAAACUUAGUCUUGCCAAGUCAUGAAAAAUCAUCAGUUGAACAGAAAGAAUUUCUGAUAACAGCGACAUCAGUAGGAAAUCUCACUAAGAUGAACUCACAGACACCACUCUCUUAUGUUGAAAGAAAGUGGCACAGUGCUGAGAUACUAAGUGCUGGGGUGUCUAAGACAGCCACAGAUGUGCUGGGGAACUGGCAAGAGGAUGAUGAAAAUGAGAUUUCUGAUACUGACAGUUCCUAUUCUGUAGAUUCGCUCUCCUGUGCUUAUGUAAAAGCUUUCCCGGAGAAACUGAAACUGGAAGAUUUUGACAGAAAUAAAUGUCUUGCCAACCCAGAAGAUUCUGAGAGUGAUGACAGUCAAAUGUCACAAGACUCUCUGAUAGAAAAGGAAAGUAAAGCCAAAAAGCAAAAUACAAGCCAAUUUCACAAGUUAAAGGCCCAUCAUGAGCCAGCUAAGCUUUACAAAAGCAGAACUGAGAACCGUAUUUCAUCUUCAGUGACAUUAUAUGCAUCUCACAGGAGACUGGGAAAGGCUGAAAGAAGCUUUUCUCUGGAUAGCUUAGCUGAUGGAGAAGAGAUGCCAGCAGAAGAUCUGGUAGAAGAAUCCAAAUCUGACUCAUCCGAUGAAGUGCCAGCAGAGAUUUUCUGGAAGUUACAAACUCCUAAAUUGCUAGCUACACAGACUGAGGAAGACCAUGAAUCCAAGACCUGCGACAGAGAUACAGAAGGGACCAAUUAUGAUCUGAAGUUGAGCAGUUCCUUUUAUUUGAACACCAAGACACAGACUGCUUCCAGUAAUGCUUGCGAGCAGUUGCUGAAGGGGACAAAAGUCUCUUUUGUAGAACAAGAAAGGUCACUUGAAAGAAGACUCUACUAUACAAGUGGAAUUCCUUUGAUUGCUAAUGAUGCCUGGUCUUCCUGUGACUCAAAGGUUGACAUCAGCAACUCCAGAAUAACAGCAUCUUCUUCCCAUGAAAACUUGGAAUUUCAAGAUGCUGAUCUGUGCUCUUUGAGCAAACCAGAACUUUGGCUAAAGAAAGAUGAUCUGAAGCAGUCAGCUGCUGAGGUUUCCUUUGUUUCUGGCUCUAAGCAGAUUCACAGCAUUGCUCACAGUCCUCAUCAUGUAAACCAAAUAAACUCAGUUUUCUCCUCUGACACAUUGGAAGUACCUUUACCUGAAACAACAACUAAAACUGCAAGCAGGGCUUCUGAGAGCGGAUCAUUAAGUAAGACUUUUAAGGGAUGGACAAACUCUAAUGAAAAUUCUUCCUUAGAAUUUCAAAAUGUAAUGUCCUCAUUUGUUAGCUCAGUAGGACCAAGUUACUCUUUUGUUCCUACUUCAGCAGAGCGUGAUUAUUAUGAACACUCAAGGUCAAAGCAUCCUGAACAAGAACAACUGGGUGAAUUGUCUACUUACAGGUCUGCUACUGAAUGUACAGAAACACUGAGCUGUUUGGAAAGCACCUCCACUGCAGACUGCUUGUCACUGGUAUCUAAGGAAGAGGAGAAGUCUCUCGCCACAACUCAUCCAGAGUUGCCAAAAGAUAACACUCUGAAUAAACUACCUUUUAUCUCUGUGUUGCCUGUGCAUAUUGUGGAACAGAGGAAUGGCUGUGUCGAUGCAGAUUUAGAAGAUGACUUACUACAAACUUUUUCAAAAGAUGAGCUUGACAAUGACUACAAAAACUUGAUGACAAAAUCAAGUGUGACAGGUGCAUCUGUCAGUGCACCUACUGCUGAGUGUUCUAUGGGACUUGCUCAUAAUAUGACCUCAACACAAACAUCUGCAGUACAACACAUCCAAUUUGGAAACUGCGGGCAGCUUUUUCCAGAACAGAAAAUACCAACGUGUUGUGAUGAAGGUUUCUUUCUCAGUGACUUAACAAACAAGAACUGCUCUCUAGUGAGCAGUUACAAGCUUCAGACUCUGGCUGGACAAGGAGCAGAAUCAGCUGAUACAGAAGAACACCCCAAGGCUGGUGAGAGUCAUCUGGAAACAAUGCAAGAAACAGAUCGUGAACAAACACCUGCAGAAGUAACAGCAGAAACAGAUUUUUCCUCACAGAAGACAACAUAUCAAUGUCACCCUUUAGUUGUUGCUACCAGUGCAAGUUAUGACCAGUCUGCAACACCAAUGGAGAUGUCUCAAAAAGAGAGAAUCUGUAUGGAAAUAAGCAUAGAUAGCUUGGCAGACAUUGUGCCAGAGGUGUCUUCAUUCAGCGAUCAUGAAGAAUGCGUAUCAAAGGAUGAAGGCUUGUCUUCACUAAAUCAUUAUGAAUUCAAACACAAACCUGGUUCAAAGGAUUAUUCCCCUGGGUGUGCUCUAGCAGACAAUCAGGCAAGUUACUUAUCCCACCAAAUUUCAGAAAAUUAUAUGUUAUGCACUGAUAACGUAAGAGAAGAAAGCAGUGAAGGCAAAGAACACAAUGUAUUGAAUUUUCAGGCUGUAGUUCAGAAAGAAUUUUCAUCCAAAUACAAAAACCUAGUGGUAAAUGAAGUAAGUGAUUUUCUGCUGAAUGUAAAUGAGAAAAAUACCAAGUCCUUUCCUGCUUCUAUUUGUGAGAAUACAAAUGAUUUUCUCCCAGAAUCUAAUUCAAGCCUAUUUUACGAAGUUUCAACAAAAGCUAAUCUUUUUCAAAGUGCAUCUGAGACUGAAAAUUAUGAUAAACUAUUGGAGCAUGUCACAAGAGUGAAAGGAGAUUGUGAUACUACAUCUAAUCUUGCUGUGGAAGUCAGUGUCACAGAAAGUUGUUCUGAUGCACAUUCUGGCUGCCUUUGCCCAACAUGCUCUUCAAAAUCAACAGGGCAGAAAAACACUAAACAUAAGACAACUGAUAUUUCUGCAGAAUUUGAUGCUCCUGUACUCUUGGAAACAGAAAUACAGAAUGAAUAUUUACUUGAAUCUAGAGAAGAGAAAGAAGCAUUUUUUGAAAGUGAUUGCCCAGAGGACAUCUUUCGUGUUGAACAUGAGUUGGGAAGGGUAUUUGAAUGCAACAAAAAUGCAUCAGCUGCCAUUUCUCAAGAGGAGAGUUCAUAUAGAAAUAAAGAAUCCACAUUUUUCAGAAACAAAGAAAUGGGUACAGAAGAAACCAUGGCUCCUUAUCAGAAUACAGGGACAGCCAGAGAUGAGGAAAUAACAAAAUCAAUCAAUAAUCCAAGCAACUUAGAAAAAAGUGGAUUGGAAAAGUGCAUUAAAUCCAGACACACUGAAAGUUUACCUGACAGACCAGUAGCCCGAGUCCAAAGUGUAACUGAAGACAGAAGUAGAAAUUAUUUUAAAGACAUCAGGCUAACUCAGAAUCCAAAGAAACCUCCUGAUAUCACAACUUGUGAAGUUCUCUGUGAGUUUAAUACAAAUCUGUGCCUGACACAUGAAGAGGUGGACAAAGAUGAACUGCAGGAAGCUGGCACAAGGGCAGAACAUACUCAGGAAUCAAAAGCUCUUGUGCAUUCUGGCAGCCAACUUGAAACAAGCAGCUUUUGCCAAAAAGAAAAAAGUGAGAAAAUAGAAAUAGGUAUUUAUUCAACAGAGCUUUCUGUUGCUCCCAAAACCACUGCUUCACCUGUGUGUUCCCACACAAAAGAUAUUAUUCAGAAUACUUUGGGAUUCCUUGAUACUGACAAAGGAAUUUUACGGAUGAACGGAACAACAGAGAGUGUAGCUGAAACAGUACUAAUCCCAAGAAGGCAAGGAAAUAUUUCAACAAAACUUGAAAAUGAAGGACAAAUAAAUUCUAACAAUUUAAUUAAGCAUUGUGUACCAAACUGUUUGCCCCAGGAAGACAAGGUUAAUGAGUGUGAAGUGACUGGGAGUGAAGAACAAAUUACCAUGACAAACACUGAGGAGCUGGUUAGUAUGAAGCAAGACGACACAUGCACAGAUGAAAAUGAUUAUUUUAAUGAACAGUCUCCAGCUCCGCAUCAACUGUAUGGUGACAGAGGUGACAAAGAAGAAAUUUUAGAUCAACUUAAUAUCCCUGAAAGGUACCUGAUGGCUUCUGAAGUAGAACCAAAUAUACUGUUAGAAGAUGAUUCAAGAUACCAUGACCCUACUGAAAUGAGUGAGGAUGGUGAUUCAGUGGACUCUGCUACAGAGAUAGGAAAUGUCAUUGAUGCAUGUGAAUAUUCAGUUGAUGAUGGUGCUGGUAUUGACCAAUACAGAACUGAACAAAACUUUACAAGUCUCGACAGACAUACAUAUGUGAGUUGCUCUGUGCAAGCCCCUGAGCAUGGCACUUCAGAAAACUUGAAUGUAGGUAUAAUUAGAAAAAGUUCUGAUAUUUGUGAAUUGGAUCAAGUAGGCUCCAGAGCUGAGGAAGAGAAAGUGCAAUUGAUGAAGCUACUAGAAAUGGCCAAAGCAGACAAACAAAAGAAGAUAUUUGUAGAAAACACAGAGGAGGUAGAACAGAUCAUUUUGCAAAACCUGGAUGAACUCUUCCCUGAAAACAAAGGCAGCUACCAAAUGACCCAUGAUGACAGCAGUUUAAAUGAAAUAUUAAGAGAAAGCCAGUGGAUAUCUACCAGCUUUUCUGGAAACAAUGAAGACAUUAGCAAGCAACAAAAUCUACCAGCAUCACAGAUGUGUACAGAAAAAAACCGAAAACUUCAAGACUCCCCAUGCCAGUCUGUCAAUCAGCCUUUAUACCUUGGAGGAAGUGAUGAUUCCCAUCUUGUUCAAGAUGUUCCCACUGCACUGAAAGGAUCUACAAAACCAUCCAACAGCAAUCUUGGAACUGGAGCUGUUCUGGCUUACUACAAAACAUUAAUGGAGAGUGAGAUUGGUGAUGGUACAUCUGUUACAGCCAACAAAACAGGAGAAGAUGAACGUCUUCCAGGUAAAACACGAAGUAAGAGUGUAGCUGUUCUGCAAACUGGAACCAUGCAGCAGAGGCAGGAGGAAGAAUCCUCUGCAUUUAAAAAUGGACCCGAUUAUGCCAUAUCUGUGCAGCCUGCAAAUGAGAAAAGCUCUCUCACUCUCUACAGUGCAGGUAGUCUUGAGUCUGGAACUGUUGUACUUCAUCAAAGGGCUGAAGGAAGCUCAUUUUUCUUGGAAAAAUUGGAUUCUUCUGAAGAUAAAAUACAGGAUAUUAAUAAUGCUUCUGAAGAACACAGUAUGGAUUUAAUGGUUAAUAAAUUAUUAAAAGACUGUCUUAAUUCCAUAGAAGAUACAGCCCAAGAGGUAAAGGGUACCAUUGUGCCUGAUUCACUAGUGUUGGAUACUUUAAAUCUGCUGUCUUCCUCAGAGAAAGAAGUGAUGGAAGACAUAGGGGUGGGAAAAACCCAUUCUUUAUUAGAAAGCUCUACCCAAAAAAUAUUUCAGAAUAUUAAUACAACUCAGAAAGUACCUCAGUUGGGAGGUUCAUCACUGCAUGAUGAGAAGACAUUUUUAAGUGCAAGCUAUCCUCCAGCAAACAGUAAAUGUGAAAACACUGAGUUUCCUGGUGUAGCUGGAUAUCAGCAUGAGCCCACAGAAAACCAGGAAUAUGAGGCUUCUGAAGAGUGCUGUGUAGACCAAUUAGGCAACACUGUUUCUGAGAAAGCUUCAGCACUUUCAGAAGGCCUGAACAAGUCUCCAAAGGAAAAUCCACAUUAUACUAAAGACUUUCUAAAUUAUAACAGGAACUUAGGCACUUCUGGAUGUUCUCCUGGUCUUCUGAAUUGUCGAGCAUCAUCUGCAAAUAGUUUAAUUGUCAGCAAUGGAGACAAAGGUAAAAAUGAUACUGUUCUUUCUGAAGAAACAAAAUACUUUGAAAAUGAAUCAGCUGAUUUGAGCAUAUCUGUAACUUUUCCUCGUGUUUCUCAAAAAGGAGAUGGAAAGGAAGAUAAUUGUGCAGUUGCACAGGCCACAUAUGAUCAGAGUAAUAAACUCCCUGAAAAAGUUGUAGGAACAGAGCAAAAGGAGAAAUAUGUUCAAGGUUAUUUCCAGAAUUGUGGUGAUGUAAAAGAAGAUAAAAUUAAUCAGUUCUCAGAACGCUGCAGUAACACUAAUAGUGUGACUGUGCCAGAAUCAGGUCUGCUCACUUUCCAGAGCCAAGGACAGACUGUCCAUAAUGAAUCAAAGGCUCUUCCAUCACACUCUGCAGAAGACACUCCACCUGGGACAACAUUUCAAAGCUCCAAGAACUUCGGUGCUUUUAACACAUCUUUACUUGGGGACUCAAAAUCUCUAGUAUUUAGUCAGCUUGAGGACUCACUUCAGGACAGUUGUUUGACUGAGGAAGUGUCCUGCAACUCUGCAGAUGUGUGCUCUGUAAAAGCAGGAGAUUUUUCCCAGUCAUUUGCAAGAGUCAAUUACCCAGCCUUGACAUCAUUUUCAGAGUUUCCUUUAACUGCAAAUAUAAGCCAUGGUGAAACUACCACAUGUGAUACUUCACAUUCAAGUAUGUUGAAACAGUCUCCAUUUGCUGUUUUGCAAAUACAAGACACUCAGUCUGAUAAAGCUGUGGUAUUUGAUGAGCCAGCAUGUGCUUCAGGAAGUAUUUUACUUUCUCUUGCAAAAGAAAACAGGUAUUUUCCAGUGUCAGACAUAGAUUUUACUUCAUAUGAAAAUUCUGCUUUAGAUGGGGGACCUGCAUAUGGAAGUAAAAUACCUGACAGUGAUACAAAAAUUGAUCAACAUCAUUGGGAUAAAGUUCCACCACAAGAAGCUUGCAACAAACACAUAGAGAAAAUACCAAAUGAUAACUCUCUUUUACUACCAUCAUUAGCUGUUUGGGAUACUAGAAGGGCAAUUCCUAUGAAAGAGGGACAAAUGAGAAAUACACUUAACAGAAGUAAGGAAGAGCUGCAUUCAAAUAUUGAGGCUGAACAUUUUGCAGUAAAGGCAGAGCAGAGAAAAACAUUAAGUAGAGAACCUGCUGAAAAGCAAACUAAUGUAUCCUCAAAUUCUCCAAAUGAAUUAACAGGCUCAGAAGUUACAGUGUUGAAAAAUCUGUAUCCAAGAGAUGUUCAAGUGGAUCCUGAAUACACCUGCAAUUCAUUUAGUCCAGCAUUUCCCACAUACAGAAGCCCUGAUCCCAGACUACCUUAUCACACUGCCCUGGGUUUUGAAAGAAACUCUGCAGAUCUGCAAGAUAACUGUCAGUAUGUUCCUGCAGGUGAACAGAUAGAACAGGUGCCAGAUAGAAAAAAUACAGAUGGUAGAAAAGAGAUUUUACUUUGCAAAAAUAAUAUAUGUUCCAGCAUUGAUAGCCCUGCUGCUGCUGCUGAGGAAGACAUUUGUUCAACAAUGGGGGACACUAUAAUGAGUAAUAAUACUCUGAAAUCAGAAAGACUCGAUUUUUCUGUAAAAAAUAAUGAAACAAGCUCCAUACACUUUUUGCCAGAAAACCAAGAUUUAACUCCUCAAGAAUCCAAAUUGGUGCAAUUCAGGAGCAAAAGAUCAUAUUCUACGGCACAGAGUACAAAGGGCUGUAAACAAAGUGAACGGAGACCUUAUUUACAAAGUCACAGAGUAUCAGCUCCAGCUAUUGUUGUUUUCUCUGAUACAGAAUAUACUUUGGAAGCUUCAUCUAAGGCAGAUUCUGUGUUACAUGCUGCAUCUAAAUCACUACAAGAUUUGAAUAUGAGUGUAGAGCCUCCGUCACCAACUGAAGAUGAUUUUUAUGGAAUUGAAAGAUUUUCAAAGCAGGAAUCAAAAUUUCUACAAGUUAAAUCUAAAUACAGAUUUCAGCAAAAAAUGGCACAAACUAAGAAGCUUGCAAACUGUGGUCCCAAAAACUUACAGAAUUUUGCAACAAGAGGUCAAAGUAGCCAGUCUUUGAAAGACUGUACUAGUCAAUCUCCACCAUCCUUACUGCCCACAGUUCACAGUUCCAUGUGUGCAGAAGCAAAUGUCCAUUCAAAGAGCGGUUCUGUAGCUCAGUGUAGUGAAGGGAAAGGAGAAGAAGCUGGAUACCAGACAGAAACUGAUUUAUUUUUGCAAAAUAAUAAAGAUGCGAUGCAUUUUAGAUCAAGUGAUAUCAACCCGUACAUUCACCCAUGGCAACAAGAUAGAGCCUGCAAGAUUGGCUGGAAACAGUAUGUUUUUGGAAGUGCAAGUGAUGUCUCUUGCAAUCAAAUUCCUUUGAAUCUGGAAAAUCGUAAAGUUAUGAGAUGUUCCAGUGUAGACAAUGGAUUGAACUCUCAAAAUUCUCCUUUUCGUUCUCAUCUAAGUUCAUAUGCAACAGCAAAAGUUUUGUCAAGCACUUUGAGUAGCAUUGAAGGUCUUCAAGAAUGGGACAGUGUCAGACAAGACUUUCAAUCAGCAUGCUCGAGUGACAGUACCAAACAGUACAGCAACAUAUCCAGUGAAACAUUGGAAAACAACUCAGAAAAUAACACUGCUGAACUUGCGAAUCCUUCUGCACAACCUGGUAAUUCUUCAAUGCAGGUUGAUGAAAUUGUACUACUAUACCCUUCAGAGUCUGAAAAACCUUCCAAAAAACCACCAGGGACUACAUGUGAGCAAGGAACACAAACAGCAGCUACAGGAAGGUAUAAAAGGCAGAGAAGACAUCAGAGAAGCUAUACAGAUGUUUCUGCAAAAAAGGAGGAAACAAACAGAGAUUUAUUUCAUCAACCUUCUGCUUGGACUAGCAUGCACAACCUGUCCAUGCAUCUGUCACAGCUUCUUCAGAACACUUCUGAGCUGCUGGGAAACCUUUCCCAACAGAGUAUUAUAGAUAAUGAGCAGAAUGCCAAAAUCAACCAAAAACAAACUGAAGGUGCUUUAAAGGCUAUUAGAUCAGAUAGCUGUACUCAGACUACAUCAGAUGUAGGCACUCAGACUGAGAUUUUGGAAAAAUCUCAAAGCAAACAUGAAGAAAAACAAGUGGAGGCAAAAAUGGAGAAGGAAUUGAGGACAGCUCAGGUAGUAAAUGUUGAUUGGAAAGAAAUUGAUGCAGAUAUAGUAGGAGAGAUUCCCAAAAGGAAAGAGGAAUCACCUUCUGUUGAAGAAAGAACACAAGAAAAAACAGGGAUGAAAAGUCUGGGCAAUUCUGACUUCCAUGACAGUCUUGACAGCAUUUUGGAAGACUCCUUUAUGCAUCUGCCUUGUUUACCCAAAAAUUCCACCCCCACCUUACAUUUUCAAAAAACAUCACUAAAUGCACAGCAGAAUGUUGCUUUUACUAGUACCAGAGCUUCACCUCUCACAUCAUCUUUGCCAAGUUCAGGGCAAGAUGGUUCUUCAUGCACUCUAGUUAGCAGCCCUACUAAUAGCACCUCUCAUUCUCCAACGUCUUACACUCAGGACAAAAGAAGUGUCAACGAAACAGAGACUCCAGCGGAAAGAAAAUUUUGGUACAAAAAUAUCCUGCUAGUCGAUAGGGCCUCUUCCCCUAUUCUUACUCUCAGCGCUAGUCCCAGCAGCCAGACUGCUUUUAACAAGUCUGUCUGCCCUAUUAAGGAACCUCUUGGAUACUCCAGUGUUGCUUCAAGUCCCCUUCACACACAGAGAAAGAUGAGGGCAGGUCCGCAGUUCAGCAUGCAACAUCAUGUGGACAGUUUUUCACAGACAGAAACAGAGAGUGAAUCAAGUACCUCUAGAGAACACAAGAGCAUCAGAAAGAAAUCUGGAACUUUCUCAGAUAAGAAAGCAGCCAAAGAUCUUUUAGGACAGGAUGGUUCAAAAAACUUUGAACAGCAGCACAGGCUCAGGGUUGACACCCACACUACCAUUUGUGCAGAACAGCUGUAUCACUCCAGCAGCAUGUUGGAGGUGUCAGGCCACAGUGGAGUUGUAACAGGUGAUGUCAGAGACCAGGGCUCAGUUGCACAUUCUCUUCAUUGUAUGUAUGUUACAAGGGGUGGAAGAGGUUCUUCAGGUGGAACCGGGCAUGAAAAGUACACUGGGAAUUCGGAUACUGCUUUGAUUCGUAACUACCCUUCUCCAAAUGCUGAAUUAUUUUUUAAUAAAAAAAUUAGUGCUCCUUGUUCAAGUAAGACAAAUGCUGGCACAUCCUCAGAACCUCUGGUAGAAGCAUCUUCUCUACAAUUUCAUGAUUUCUUCUGGAAGAAUGAGAACAGCUGCCCUCCCCCACCCUCUGAUGUGAGUGAUGUGCAGACUUCCUUCCGAGAUGACAGUACAGGAUCCAUCACUGGAAGUGAAUGUGACACUGAAAUUCCUGUCAGCAAGAACACGACUUUUGCAAAGCCAUACAGGCCUCGGAGCUACAGUCUCCGUGACUUACCCAUACACAAUAAAUUUAGCAACUGGUGCGGUGUUAAGAGCAGCCCUCCUCCCUUGUUACUCGGCUUGAGUGGCAGCGUGACCGACUUAAGAAGUCAGGCAGAAAAGAAGCCUAGAAGCACAGGAUCAACAGAAAUGGAAGGGAAAUACCAGUCCUGUGACAGCAGGAGCAGAGAGAUUAAGAGACUUCAGAGAGAGCGUGCCCAGAUCAUGUCUAGCAUUCACCUGGAUCUGCAUCAGCAUCCCCUCACAGUGGAACUGACUGAAGCAAAGCUCAAUUAUGGCAUCGGGGAAACAGAUGCCUUGCUGAGGGUCCUCCAGAGAGGAACUGCAGAUGAGCCAGGGCCAAUUCCAGUGAAGCAGCAACUUUAUGAAAGACAUAUGAGAACUAUUGAAACUCUGAGGAAGGAAAGAGCAAAAAGGCUACAAAGGUACCAAAGAAGCCGAAGCCUGAGUCCCCAAAAGCAUUUGAGUCUGUCCCAGACUCUGGAUGCAAGUCAGAGGGAUCUGGAUCUCCCCAGCAGACGCCGGGAAUAUCUGCAAAAGCUGAGAAGAGAUGUGGUGGAAAACACCAGAGUUCAAGAACCAAAAAGAAGAAGUGUUCAGCACCCCUCAGACAUUGAACUGUUGCUCCGAGACUAUCAGAGGGCACGAGAGGAAACCAAAACUGAAAUUGCAAGAGCUAGGGACAAACUCAGGGAGAGAGCAGAGCAAGAAAAAAGGCGCAUACGGGAACAAAUAUUUUCUCAGUUACAGAAGGAAGAAGCAAGACUGAAGACUCUUGCAAGUACAAGCACUUUAUGUACAGACUCCAGCCUGAGCCUCUCCUCUGGCCCAACAUCUGGUUACAACAGCAGUAACACUGCCACAUACACUGCAAGUAACUUCAGCAGCCAGGAAGGGCAGGUUUCUUCUGGAAAUACUUUGGUUUCAAGAGACACUCGAGGUCGCUCAGCUGUUAGAAAUAGUCAGCUUUAUACAUUAGAGCAAUUGCAUAAGGAUUCAACAUUUGAAGCCAGCGGAAUUCAGCCACCUCUUCUUUCAAGUGGCACCAGCUGUAGGUUCACUCAUGGAUUAACUAUUUCUGUCAACUCCUCUUCAACAAAAGGAUACCAAGAUUUAUCCAAGCAUAUCUUGGCUAAUGCUACUACUGAGGUAAUGGCAGCAUGCUCUCAUAACCUGAGGAACCUCUACACGUGCCAAGCAGCAGCUGGGUGGAAAUAUCAGUGUACAGAAAAAGAGGUGCAGGUGUACUACAAAGUCUUCCCUUCAGCAACAAGGCAUGGAUUUCUGGGAGCAGGAGUGAUAGAAAGACCUCUUCCCUAUGUGUGGGGACUGGUGAGAGAUCCUGGCAAAAGGCACCUCUAUGACAGCUCUAUCAAUACAGCUCGAAUACACAAGAAGGUAACCAGCCACAUUCACCUGGUAUAUUUAGUGACUGACGCCUCCCUAUGUUACCUAAAGCAGCCCCGGGAUUUCUGUUGCAUUACUGUAGAAGCCAAAGAGGAGAACUUGUCUGUCCUGGCUAUUCAGUCCGUCUACGAUGCAUCCAUGCCUCACCCUUGUAAAGAAGCAGUGAGAGGGGAGAUUUUGCCAAGUGCUUGGAUACUGGAACCUGACAUAGUGAAUGGAAGAGAGAUCACCAGAGUUAUUUACAUGGCACAGGUGGACCUUGGUGCCCCGGCCAUCCCUGCCAGGCUCCUGAGUUCCAUGGCCAAGCGGCAGCCCCUGGUGAUUGCUCGGCUGGCUCACCUGCUCUCUGCUUAG